UGCAGCGCGCUGUCGCUGGAAUCCUACCAAUCAAUCACUCAAGAUAGUCAACAUACGAUGUAGAAGGGGACAUAAACGCAGAAACAGGUGAUUGUGGCAAAGGUUGAUUAGAGCAUCGAAGGUAAGGGACUAUAUAUAUCGAGAGCAUGUGAAGAAGUGAUGGAGUGGGAUCAUAGUUCAUAGAGCCGUCGAGAAAAGCAUAGUUGCGUUGGGCCAAUCCCCAGACUUCGCGGUUUGGGUUGUAGUUGCAGCGUGGUAUUGGCAGAUCAUAAAUCCAAGAGCAAGAGGGUCGGGCGAACCAUAUAAAAGCCCCCCGCCCAGAUGGCCGAGCGUGUGUCCCUCUCGCUUUCACUGCCCUCACCAUCCCCCCGGUCUCCCCCCAAAAUGGCCGCUUUUGGUGGCGCCUCCGCCACCGCCUCUUCUCGAUUCCUCUCCUCCUCAUUCAGAGCCUCCCUCUCCCUUGCCGCUUCUGCUCCUUCACCUUCCCUUUUCUAUUCCUCAUCCUCCUCGUCUGGCCUCAGAUCCUCCCCUCGCAUUUCCCAUCUCUUUCUCCAUCAGCGAAGAGCUGAGGCUCGUGUAUCGCGGAGAGGAUACGUCACAGUCUCUGCGCCCAAGUCGUUUGCAUCUGAUCCCGAUCAGUUGAAGAGCGCUAGAGAGGAUAUUAAGCAGAUUCUCAGGACUAAGUUCUGCCAUCCAAUACUGAUUCGCCUGGGAUGGCAUGAUGCUGGUACUUAUAAUAAGAAUAUUGAGGAGUGGCCUCAGAGAGGUGGGGCUAAUGGUAGCUUGAGAUUUGAUGUUGAGCUGAAACAUGCAGCCAAUGCUGGACUUGUAAAUGCAUUGAAUCUUCUCAAGCCAAUCAAAGACAAGUACUCUGGUGUGACAUAUGCUGAUUUAUUUCAGCUGGCUAGCGCUACUGCUGUAGAGGAGGCUGGAGGCCCAAAAAUCCCUAUGAAAUACGGAAGAGUGGAUGUCUCUGGACCCGAAGAAUGCCCUGAAGAAGGGAGACUUCCUGAUGCUGGUCCCCCUUCACCUGCUGACCAUUUACGGCAAGUGUUCUACAGGAUGGGCUUAAAUGACAAGGAAAUAGUUGCACUAUCUGGUGCGCACACCCUGGGGAGGUCUCGACCAGAACGUAGUGGGUGGGGCAAGCCUGAGACUAAGUAUACGAAAGAUGGGCCAGGAGCCCCUGGUGGGCAAUCUUGGACAGUGCAAUGGUUGAAGUUUGAUAACUCUUACUUCAAGGACAUCAAAGAAAAAAAGGAUGAGAAUCUAUUGAUCUUGCCAACUGAUGCUGUUCUCUUUGAGGAUCCAUCAUUUAAGGUCUAUGCUGAAAAGUAUGCUGCAGAUCAGGAAGCAUUCUUUAAAGAUUAUGCUCAAGCUCAUGCCAAACUCAGUAACCUUGGAGCUAAAUUUGAUCCUCCCGAGGGCAUUGUGAUUGAUGAUGUAUCUUCAAAGGCUGACAAGUUUGAAGCAGUCAAGUGCUCGCCUGGAAUGGUUGCACUAUUGCAUCACUUAUCAAUUUUUCAUUCUCAUGUUGACGAUGAUUAUAGAAAUUUUUAAGUAUUCCUAUGUGAAAGACUCACACGGGGGAAAUCUUAAGUUGGCAUAUUCACUGCAUUUCUUUUCCUUGUUUGUUGCAGGAGUCAAAGCAAGAGUCAUGUUUUGUUUAGCUAACUCUUGGUGAAAUAACACGAGUAAUGAAGCUAUAUUUCAAAUCUUGUGAUCUUGCAAGUAGAAGUUGGCAGUCUCUUAGGGAAAUGAAUAAAAAUCUGUAAUGUGCUUGUUUGAAUUGCAGAGAAGCUGUCAGAGGUCAUAAAUCAGAAUAUUUAGGCUGAGCUUGUAGCAAUUAGGGGAAAACCAGAUAAGCAAUUAUUGUCAAGCUAUUUUCGGAAUAUCAUAAUGGUCAUUGUUGUUUUGGCAGUUUUAGUUAA
Messenger RNA from Prosopis cineraria, 1931 nucleotides. Its product is annotated as probable L-ascorbate peroxidase 6, chloroplastic/mitochondrial. Gene Ontology annotation, molecular function: heme binding; peroxidase activity. NCBI's taxonomy places the organism in Eukaryota, Viridiplantae, Streptophyta, Magnoliopsida, Fabales, Fabaceae. Gene Ontology annotation, biological process: cellular response to oxidative stress; response to reactive oxygen species; hydrogen peroxide catabolic process. The record is from RefSeq and is a predicted model, not a curated record.